AUGGAAAAGAAAGACGUAUUGAAUGACACGCUAGCUCUUUUUAGAACACACGGGGAGGCGCUUGAGCGAUACGCCAAAAAAGUUGUGAAGGUAGUGGUAGUGGCCUACCCAGCAAACACCAACGCAUACAUUCUGAGCAAAUUUGCGCCGUCAAUUCCCAAGAACAAUUUUUCCUGUCUGCUCCGGCUAGAUCACAAUCGCGCGAUUGUACAGGCAAGUAAGGGCUACUUAUUUCAUAUUGUGUAUUUUUAGUAAAUUUUUAAUAGCAGUAGUUCAGUUUUAAAAGGCAUGUUAAGAACAGGAGAAUAAGAUAACUUUUGCCCAUCAUAAGUUUGCAGAAUUUCCGGCGCCUUUCACGGACGCCACCUCCGCUUAUCCUCAUAUUGUAAAUGAAAAAACAGGUCGGCUUAUAAAGGAGGAAAUCCGAUGUGCCUGCCUGCAGAUUCAAAGUCGGGCUUGAUUCCAUUGUCAAACGAUUAUAAUCCAAAUACCAACUAAAUUAAACCUGGGCCGAACCGCCCACCCGUAUGCAAGAUCGGAUAGAGCAAUGUGCAAGACGCGCCCACAACUAGAUACUCAAUAACAGCCUCGGCAUGCGUAAGCUGGUAGUUCACCCUUUACUACUAUAAUGAUCAAAGCGAGUAAGGACUUAAGACGUACGGCAAAAUCAUUUGGUUCAGAGCUCGAACUUCGGUCCUUAUCUGCUACAGUUCCCGGAAUAGAAUCUUCCAUUAUCCUUCUAGAAUGUUAGCCAGGAAAACGAGCGUCCUCAAAGUUGGAUACCUAAGCAAUCAUACCUUGUUGGCCACAUUUUCCCACGACCGAUGUUCGUCAGUCUGAAAUCCAAACAUUUUAUUAAUUUGCAGUCCUACAACACUGCAGUCCGUGUAUGAAAAACCUUACAUCUUUCGUGCUAAUGAUUUUGGUAGCAGACUUACAGUUAUUCACAACUGCAACAGUAGAUAGACAUAUAUCCAGAAGUCACUUAAAGCAUAUUCAUUGCAUUCCAUGUUUUCGACUGUUAAGCACUAAAUUAUCUAUGUUUGGAUCAGCACCAAGAUACCUCCAUUGUUACGAAAACCACUUCAAUUAAAUUAUUAGAUCGCCAAGCGCCUCGGUGUCUCCUGCGGUGCCGUUCACGACGUCGUGGUCUGGGGUUGCCACGGGACUACGGAAUUCCCCGAUCUUUCACACGCCUACGUGGUACGCGGAGAUAAGAAGAUCCCGGUUUCGAUGGCCUUGGACAAUGAGGACUGGACCAAAAACGCCUUUCUGAACCACAUUCGAGAGAAGAGCGUUACUGUCUCUGUGGAAGCAAUGAAGGCGAUGAAUGCAUCCGUCGCGGCGCGGGCCAUUGUAGAUCACAUGCAUGACUGGUGGUUUGGUACGCCAGAGGGUACCUGGACGUCGAUGGGUGUUUACAGCCGGGGAGAGUACGGCGCGCCCAACGAUGUGAUCUUUGGGUUCCCCGUCACCAUCAAGAACCGAGAGCCAACCAUUGUCGAGGGAUUGCCCUUCGACGACUGGGGAGAUGACAAGUUUGAAACUACAGCCCGGGAGUUGAUGAGCGAGCGACAGAUCAUCCUCGCUGCCUGUAAGGACGAGUAG
This is a messenger RNA of Spirometra erinaceieuropaei, 1608 nucleotides long. The record is from the annotation of a GenBank genome assembly. NCBI's taxonomy places the organism in Eukaryota, Metazoa, Platyhelminthes, Cestoda, Diphyllobothriidea, Diphyllobothriidae.